Molecule: messenger RNA, 1282 nt
Organism: Acanthoscelides obtectus
Lineage: Eukaryota; Metazoa; Arthropoda; Insecta; Coleoptera; Chrysomelidae
Source: the annotation of a GenBank genome assembly
CGAAAGUCAUGCAAUAUGCACUAUGUGUAAAUCAAAACUUUCAUAUAAGACGAGCUCGUCAAAUUUAAAUAGCACAUACAAAAGAAACAUCCUACGGUCACAAUCACUUUUUUGGAAAGCAAGAGGUCAACAGUGGUAGGCCAACAUAAAGAAAAUGGCCAGUAAACUCAUCCAGUCUCAUGGUGAGGCUCAUGUCGUUGCUCUUGACAUCACGAAAGCGUUCGAUCAGCUGUGGCACGCUGCCCUCUUGAGCAAACUUCCAUCCUACGGCCUCCCAGAAAAGCUUUGCAGAUGGGUGGCUGACUUUAUCUCUGGCCGCAAGAUAUCCGUCGUAAUUGACGGAUUCUCCUCUUCAUCCCACAACGUCUUGGCUCCAACACUGUUUCUCUUACAUAUCAACGACCUCCAUUCCUGCACGAUCAACCCAAUCCACAGCUUCGCUGAUGACAGCACUCUACAUGCAGGAAUUCAGAGUGACAAGCCGAUCUCUGCCGCUGAGCUGGAAAAAAGAAGACUAGCGACGACUUCUUCUCUGACAAGAGACCUGGAGGCUAUCACUGCUUGGGGACGCAACAAUCUUGUACAGUUCAAUGCUUCCAAAACACAGUACUGUACUUUGACGAACAAAAAGCGUCCUAGCGCUCAUACAGUUUCGAUGGACGGUCGAGUUCUACCAAAGAGCCAUUCAUUUCGGCUGGUCGGAGUCCAGAUCACCGAGGACCUGAUCUGGCACGAACACAUCUCUUCAAUAGCUGCAGCUGCUGGGAAAAAGCUAGGCUAUUUGUUUAGGGCUAAGAAGUACUUUUCUCCGCAUGACCUUCUCACUCUAUACAAGGCCCAGAUAAGGCCUAGCCUCGAGUAUUGCUCACACAUUUGGGGUGCUGCCGCCCCGACUACAUUGUCCAUGCUCGAUGCUGUCCAGAGGAGGGCGGUCCGACUGAUCGAUGACUCUUCUCUAACAGACAGUCUCGGAACUCUUUCGCAACGGCGGGCCGUCGGCGAUCUGGCUCUUUUCUAUCGCUACACCAACGGACUUUGCUCCUCAGAGCUCUCUUCCAUGAUGCCGCCGCGCGAUGUGCCUGCCAGACAGACCCGCCUGACUUCGGCGUCCCAUCCUAACCGUGUCAAGCUUCGUACAUCCAGAACUGGCCGAUACGACCGCUCCUUUGUCCCGAGGGUGUCUAGAUUGUGGAACAAUCUACGGGAGGAAGCUUUUCCCAGUUCUACUAACCUUGGGCAGUUCAAAAAUCGUAUUAACAAAAUUUCUUUGGGAUCAUCAUAG